GAAGCUGGCUGGAGCAUGAAGUGGAUCCUGGGCUUGAGCCUCGUCCUGUGCCUGGUAGUCCCGAUGGCCUUAGGUGCUUUGUACACCAAGGAGCCUCUCGUGGUCACCAGACACGGCAUCCUACAAGGAAAGCAAACACAUGUGGGAAACAUAACCGUCCAAGUCUUCCUGGGAGUCCCCUUCUCCAAACCUCCUGUGGGCACUCGCAGGUUUGCUCCUCCAGAGCCCCCACAACCCUGGACCGGCAUCAGAGACGCCACCACCUACCCACCUUCGUGCCUUCAGGAAACCUGGGGACAGGUAACCUCCAUGUACUUGAACACGAGGAAACAGUAUGAGUGGCUGCACUUCAGCGAGGACUGUCUCUACCUGAAUGUUUAUGCCCCAGUGCUAGCAUCUGGGGACCCUCUGCUGCCGGUGAUGGUUUGGUUUCCCGGAGGCGCCUUCCUCGUCGGCUCUGCUUCCACCUACGAAGGCUCGGAGUUAGCCGCUCGCGAGAAAGUGGUGCUGGUGUUUCUGCAGUACAGGCUGGGCAUCCUAGGCUUCUUCAGCACGGGCGACAGCCAAGCCCGCGGAAACUGGGGGCUGCUGGACCAGAUAGCGGCUCUACACUGGGUUCAGGAGAACAUCGAGGCCUUUGGUGGAGACCCGUACAGUGUAACACUAUUCGGUCAGUCGGCGGGAGCUAUGAGCAUCUCGGGACUGCUGAUGUCACCCCUUGCCCAAGGUCUAUUCCAUCGGGCCAUUUCCCAGAGCGGUACUGCAAUACUGAAAGUCUUCAUCACGUCUGAACCAUUGAAGGCAGCCAAGAAGGUUGCUCAUGUGGCUGGCUGCGACCACGACAACACAAAGAUCAUGGUAGAAUGCCUGAGGGCUCUAUCAGGGAAUGAGGUGAUGCACGUUUCCAAGAGGAUGGCAUUCUUUCAUGUCAACCUCAAGAAAGAUCCAAAUGAUAUGGUAUGGUUCCUGAGCCCUGUGGUGGAUGGUGUGGUGUUCCCAGAGGACCCUGUGGUGCUCCUGACCAGCCGGCAGGUUACCCCUGUGCCCUACCUUCUAGGUGUCAACAAUGUGGAGUUCGAGUGGAGCUUGCCUUUUCUCUUGAAGCUCCAGCUGACUCAGCAUGCAAUGAACGAAAAAUACAUCACCAAACUGCUUUGGAGUUCCAGCACCCUGCUGAAUAUCACUAAGGAGCAGAUCCCACUGGUGAUGAAGGAGUACUUGAUCGACGCUGCCGUUAAGCAUGACUGGAAGACGGUCCGCAACCACUUGCUAGAUCUAAUUGGAGAUGCCACCUUCGUGUACUCCACCCUUCAAGCUGCACACUACCACCGGGAUGCUGGCUUUCCUGUCUAUCUGUAUGAGUUCAAGCACCGUGCUCCUUCAGGCAUAAUUGUCAAACUUCGACACGAUGGGGCAGACCAUGGAGACGAGCUUUUCUAUAUCUUCGGAAGCCCUUUCUCCAAAGGCUCAUCCACCAGUGAGGAAAAGGAAUUUAGCCUCCAGAUAAUGAAAUACUGGGCCAACUUUGCCCGCACUGGGGACCCCAAUGACAGAACGCUGCCCUACUGGCCACGCUUUGACAAGAACGAAAAGUACCAGCAGUUGGACUUCAAUACAAGUGUGGGUGUGAAGCUCAAAGAGAAAAAGAUGGCUUUCUGGAGAAGGCUGCACCAGCCUCGGAAAACUUAG
This is a messenger RNA of Microtus ochrogaster (prairie vole), 1689 nucleotides long. It is a transcript of the gene Ces4a, whose product is annotated as carboxylesterase 4A. The record is from RefSeq and is a predicted model, not a curated record. NCBI's taxonomy places the organism in Eukaryota, Metazoa, Chordata, Mammalia, Rodentia, Cricetidae.